Molecule: messenger RNA, 3198 nt
Organism: Lonchura striata (white-rumped munia)
Lineage: Eukaryota; Metazoa; Chordata; Aves; Passeriformes; Estrildidae
Gene: POLL
Product: DNA polymerase lambda
Biological process (GO): double-strand break repair via nonhomologous end joining
Cellular component (GO): nucleus
Molecular function (GO): DNA-directed DNA polymerase activity; DNA binding
Source: RefSeq, a predicted model, not a curated record
UUUUGUCAAAACGUCCUGAAAACUGAAACGUUUCGGCGAAGGCCUAUGGAGCCACAAGGGAUUGUCAAAGCCUUUCCCAAGAGGAAGAAGGUGAGGGAUGACUCGGAGAAAAGCAUCCCUCCAAAGAUCUCGAAAGAGGAAGGAACAGAGAUACCUGAGGCAGAGUGGCUGAAACCAGUCAUCGCCUAUGUGUUGCAAGCCGGCAUUGGGCAGACCAGGGCCGAGAUCUUCCGCAGGCAGAUCGUCCAGAACGGGGGUAUCGUUCACAGGCAGCUCUCCUCGGAGGUGACACACGUCAUUGUGGCUGAGGACAUGGACUGUGAGCGCGCCUUUCGGCUCCUCAGAUUGACCAAGCUGCGCCCGGGGCUGCAGCUGGUGAAGGCAGCCUGGCUUAGUGCUUGCAUUAGGGACCAGAAGCUGCUGAGUACUGCUGGCUAUGGUGUCUUUAUCCCUCACAGGUACCUGGAGGAAGAGGAAUUGCAGAAAGAACAGCAACAGAUCCCGGACAGAGGAAAAAUCCAGCUGCCAGCAGAGGAGGGAGCAUCAAAACAGAGUACUGAAUCCCAGGUGGAGGAUUCCUCACAGCGAGGCUUGGGCACCCUUGGGCAGCAGCAACUGGCUGAGAAAUACUCUGAUGAUGAAGACAGUGAAGGAGAAGAUGCUGGUGUCACCCAGGGAGAUCUGGAAGCAUUGAUUUCUGGCCACUACCCUGUGAAAUCAUCAGAGGAGAUCAGUGACAGCUCUUACACAGUGGCCCAGCCUCCCAGCAAGUGGGUUUGUGCCCAGUCUUCCAACACCAAGAAGGAAAAUCACAACCAAUGCAUCACAGAGAAGCUGGAAGUGCUGGCAAAGGCUUACUCUGUCCAGGGGGACAAGUGGAGAGCUCUGGGCUACUCCAAAGCAAUCAAUGCACUCAAGAGCUACCACAAGCCAGUCACCUCCUACCAGGAAGCCUGUAAAAUCCCUGGGAUUGGGAAGCGGAUGGCAGAGAAGAUCCUGGAGAUCUUGGAGAGUGGGCACCUGCGCAAGCUGGAUCACAUCAGUGAGAGUGUGCCUGUGCUGGAGUUAUUUUCCAACAUCUGGGGAGCAGGGGUCAAGACAGCUCAGAUGUGGUACCAGCAGGGUUUCCGGACACUGGAUGACAUCCGCACCAAGGCCACUCUGACCAGGCAGCAGGCUGUGGGGCUGAAGCACUACACGGAUUUCCUGGAGCGCAUGCCUCGGGAGGAAGCUGCAGAAAUAGAGCAGACUGUCAGACAAGCUGCCCUGGCCCUGAAGCCUGGCCUCGUGUGUAUUGCGUGUGGCUCCUACCGUCGGGGGAAGGCCACGUGUGGAGAUGUGGAUGUGCUUGUCACUCACCCAGAUGGGCAGUCUCACCGUGGGGUGUUCAGCAAGCUGCUCAACAGCCUCCGCAGGAGCGGCUUCCUUACAGAUGACCUGGUGAGUCAGGAGGACAACGGUGAUCAGCAGAAGUACCUGGGCGUGUGCCGCCUGCCCGGGCCAGCGCAGCGGCACCGCCGGCUGGACAUCAUCGUGGUGCCGUACGGCGAGUUCGCCUGUGCCCUGCUCUACUUCACGGGCUCGGCUCACUUCAACCGCUCCAUGCGCGCCCUGGCCAAGACCAAGGGCAUGAGCCUGUCGGAGCACGCGCUCAGCUCGGCCGUGGUGCGAGGCCCCGGGGGUGCCAAGGUGGCAUCUGGCCAUACUCUGCCCACGCCCACCGAGAGAGAUGUCUUCAUCCAGCUGGGGCUGCCUUACCGGGAGCCCUCCGAACGGGACUGGUGAUGCCUGCUUGUCACCUUGGGCUUGCUGCUGUGCUGCUGUUUUGAAGGAUUUGAUUUCCCCCGUGGUGGAAAGGCUCUGUGGUGCCUGCAGGCUGAGGGACAUAUCCCAGCAAACUGGGGCUCCUUGCAAGCAUGAGGCCUGGCUGCUGGGCAGAGCUCUGUGGCUUCCUCAGCUGAGGCUGAGGGCUGGAACCACGCUGGAAGUGCUUUCCUGGUGUUGCUACCAAAAGGGCUCACUGCCCAUCAGCUACCCUGAUCCUGCUGUCCCCAACUUUGGAAAAUUGGGUUGCAGAACCUUGUGAUCCAACCCCUGGCAGUGCUUGGGAACAAAGGAAGUGGGAUGCAUCUUCCUCUGUAUCUGAGCACUGAUGCUCUGAAAUUUCUGUUCUGAGCUGUGAAUGAAGGUAGCAGAGGUUAGCUUAGUUCUGUGACAGGCCUUCCUCACUACUGCUGGCAGCUGCUACUGCAGGAGUCUCAAGGGGUUAACCUGUGCUGCUGCUGUGUCCUUAUGUCUGAGCUGAUGUGUCCUUCGGUGGGUCCCAUUGCACAGGGCCAGCUGCUGUUACUGCCACCAGCUUUCCCUGGUGCCAGCUAAACCUUGAAAGAGGCAUAGGGACCUGAGGUGCUAUACCUACUUGCUCCCAGCCUUGUGUUCUGAGGAUCCUCCAGAUUUACUCAGAGCCCUGGUCUGGCCCAAGACCUCCUUGGUGUAGGAGAGGAGCAGAGCUCACAGCUUGUGGAGCUGUGCUCAGGUGGGAUUUGAAUGUAAUAGCACUGAAUGUAACCCAGCAGCGCUGGGUGUGUCUGUCUGUAGGAGGUAUGGAGACAGAAACACAAGGAGAUAGUUAAGUUCUAACUGGGGCAAAGCAAAACCUUUUCCCAUUUUUUUGUGUGGAAGCCAUGGAGUCAUCUGGUCUUUGAUCAGGGAAAGUGUGUGUGUGUGUUUGUGUAUACAUGUGCGUGUGGCUGGUCCCACCAGUUCCACGGGAGUGAAUUUUAUUUCUCAGGAACCAUUGACUACAUUAUAUUGUGGAGAUGAAUUUCCCAGAGACAUUGAGUGUUCUGUCUGUUACAAGUAUUGCAGUGGUUGCUCCUGGCAGAGGUGCUAGGUGGGCAGUUCUGUGCCAGGACCCAGGGGCUCUUGCUCCCUCGUGGGGGAUCUGGCCCCAUCACGUACAGGGACAAAGCUGCAUGUUUGCUGCUAGAGCAGGCACAAACCAGGUGGGUUUGCACAGUUCCUGUGACUGCUGGGCACCAGCAGGGCUGGGGCUUUGCUGGGGUGGCCCACACCCCAGCAGUGGCAUUUGUGAAUCCAGCCUUUCUGCUGGACACCUGAGGGAAAUGAAUGUCUUUUGGCAUGUCUUGGUGCUUUGAAAUUUGAAGUGUAAUAAAUAAAUCCCUUCUCUCUUUUCCA